AUGGCGGUGGAGAAGGGGGCGGAUCUGGACGAGCUGUUCGGCUUCUUGUCCGAUACGGGGAGUGGUGGGGAUGAGGGGCCGGGCGGCGGAGGAGUCGGGAAAGACGAGCUGGACUUUGUGGACAGCAUCAACCAAGACCUAGACACGAUGAUCGGCAGCGAGGUCAGCGGUGGCAGCGCUCCGCCGCAGAAGGAAGCUGCUGGUGGAGUGCAGAGCAAGAAGACUACCGGGAAGAAGGCAGGGCCGUCAGCUAAAGUUCAGCCCAAGGCGGACAAGACGAAAGCCAAGAGCAAAUUCAAGUGGAAGAAAUAG
Geodia barretti is the source of this 312-nucleotide messenger RNA. The record is from the annotation of a GenBank genome assembly. Lineage: Eukaryota; Metazoa; Porifera; Demospongiae; Tetractinellida; Geodiidae.